AUGUCCACUGUAUCGUCGUUGCUAAGACACUCCGGUAAUUGGAACAAUGAAAACUGUUAUGUAAAUUUCAAAAUCGAUGUGGUGGCUUUCAGAGAGUAUUCGAUGUAUAUAGAUUUGUUACAAGCAGUUGCAACUCAGCUGAAUCUAGACAUGCAACUGAAAAACAUAUACAUCAAAUAUAUCGUUGAAGGUAAUGAUACGCCAAUGGAAAUACAUAAUGAUAUGAGUGUGAGGGUGUAUGUGGAAUUGAAGAAAGAGAACAAACAGUUAGCGAUGUAUCCAUUGUGCAUAACUACAACUGAUAAAAACGUUGAUAAUUGUGUAUCUGGUGAAAGUUGUAUUCAAGGAGAGGUUUUGCAAAUUGGUUACACAAAACAAACAAAUGCUAUGGAAAUAGUAGGGAGUGCAGACUUAGCUUCUUCAAGUUGUGGAAAUGCCGUUGUUGUAUUCGAAAACGACACAAAUCUGGUUAUAUCAGAUAAGAACCAAAAAGAGGUUGUUGUUGAUCAAGUCUACAAGGACAAAGAUACACUAAAGGUUGUUAUGGCGAAUUAUGCAAUUUCCAACAGGUUCAAUUUUUGUGCCGAGAGGUCUAAUGCGAUAAGCUAUACACUAGUAUGUGUGUCCGGAGAGUGUGAUUGGAAAUUUAGGGCAUCGAGCAUUGGUAAAUCAGAAAUGUUUAGGGUUAGGGAGUUUCGUGACAAGCAUACAUGUCUGCUAAAAGAUAAGGUGUAUUCACAACGCCAUGCGACAAGUUGGUUGAUAGGUGGAAUUGUAAAGCCAAAACUAGCCAACCAUAAGAGGAAAUACACACCUAAUGAUAUAGCAGAGGAUGUAAAAAAUGAUGUUGGAAUGGAUGUGUCCUAUAUGGUCGCUUGGCGGGCUGAGGAAAAAGCAAUGAAGGAUUUAAUGGGUGAACCAUCAGAUUCUUACAAGAAAUUACCUGGAUACCUGUACAUCAUGGAUAAAACGUAUCCGUGUUCACAUAUAAGAAUGCGAAAAUCCGACGAAAACGAGUUUCUGUAUCUGUUUAUAGCAUUGUAUGCAUUCAUCAAAGGGUUUGAUUGUUGUAGCCCAAUUGUUGUAGUUGACGGGAGCCAUCUCAAAACAGCAUACAACGGAACGUUCGUUUCAGCAAGCACGUUAGACAGUGCAAGUAAUAUACUUCCUUUAGCAUAUGGUGUGAUAGAUUCAGAAAAUGACAGGUCUUGGACGUGGUUCUUUGAGCGAUUCAGGGAAGCGUAUGGUGUAAGAGAGAACAUGUGUAUUGUUUCCGAUAGGCAUGAAAGCAUAAACAAAGUUGUUUCUAGAAUCUAUCCGAAUGUGCCACAUUAUGCAUGCAUAUGGCAUCUUUGGGGAAACUUAUGUAAGAAGUAUAAGAAGAGCCAUGAUGUGUUGAGUCCCGUGUUUUAUGCAAUGGCAAAAGCGUACACGCAGGAAGAUUUUGAUGAGCUUUUGGGGAAGGUUGAGAAGGCGUUUCGGGUGGCGAGUAUUUGGAAUUGGCUGAAGAGAGAAAAAUGGGCUAGAGAGUAUGAAUCGUUAACCGAGGUGGACAAUGACUUCGAACAUAGCGAGUGUAUUAAUCGUCACCUUGUAGCAAACAAGAGAGCUUCCAUAUUUGAUUUUCUAGAAGAAGUGAGGAAGAUGUUUGGAAGAUAG
Messenger RNA from Lycium ferocissimum, 1659 nucleotides. RefSeq lists its product as uncharacterized. Lineage: Eukaryota; Viridiplantae; Streptophyta; Magnoliopsida; Solanales; Solanaceae. The record is from RefSeq and is a predicted model, not a curated record. The transcript has 3 exons. The coding region runs from base 1 to 1659 and encodes 552 amino acids.